Colletotrichum destructivum is the source of this 278-nucleotide messenger RNA. RefSeq lists its product as uncharacterized. The coding region runs from base 63 to 269 and encodes 68 amino acids. The transcript has 2 exons. The record is from RefSeq and is a predicted model, not a curated record. NCBI's taxonomy places the organism in Eukaryota, Fungi, Ascomycota, Sordariomycetes, Glomerellales, Glomerellaceae.
GAACCAACCACCGUCUUUCACACUUUCGAUUCGCACUCAGCCAACAAACUCCUAUAACGCCAAUGCCUUCCUCCAACAUUCAGAAAGGCCAGCUCCAGGCCAUUCUCGAGAGCAAGGGAAUCCGCUUCUACGUCAAGACCGGCGGUGCCAAGUACGAGUGCCAUCUCCAGGACCGUUCUUCCUACGAACGCAUCAAGGCCUCCAGAACAAACUCGUCCGACUCGCAGAGCAGCUCUUCAUCCUCUUCCGCCGUCAACAGCACUCACUAACCAUCUUUC